AAUCUCUUGAAGUUCAUGGAGUUCUAAAAAAACAACAGACAGACUGGGACGAAUGGACAGUCAACUUGUUCCCACCAAACGGUUACGACCGUGACAUGUAUACAAUGUUGUUUGCUGACUAUAUAAACGAGCAGUGA
This is a messenger RNA of Ambispora leptoticha, 137 nucleotides long. Lineage: Eukaryota; Fungi; Glomeromycota; Glomeromycetes; Archaeosporales; Ambisporaceae. The record is from the annotation of a GenBank genome assembly.